Messenger RNA from Thamnophis elegans (Western terrestrial garter snake), 2374 nucleotides. RefSeq names its product muskelin 1 (gene MKLN1). NCBI's taxonomy places the organism in Eukaryota, Metazoa, Chordata, Lepidosauria, Squamata, Natricidae. Gene Ontology annotation, molecular function: protein binding. Gene Ontology annotation, cellular component: cytoplasm. Bases 225 to 1811 code for a protein of 528 amino acids. The record is from RefSeq and is a predicted model, not a curated record. The transcript is spliced from 14 exons.
CAGUUCCGCUUCUGUCCUGGGGUCCCAGCUUCAAUUUUAGCAUCUGGUAUGUUGAACUCAAUGGUAUUGAUGACCCAGAUGUGGUACAGCCCUGCCUCAAUUGGUACAGCAAGUACCGUGAACAGGAAGCCAUUCGCCUCUGCUUGAAGCACUUUCGCCAGCACAACUACACGGAGGCGUUCGAGUCCCUGCAGAAGAAAACUAAGAUCGCCCUGGAACACCCCAUGCUGACCGACCUUCACGAGAAGCUAGUCUUGAAGGGAGACUUCAACGCGUGCGAAGAGUUGAUAGAAAAAGCGGUCAACGACGGCUUGUUCAACCAGUACAUCAGUCAGCAGGAAUACAAACCACGAUGGGGUCAGAUCAUCCCCAAAAGCACCAAAGGUGAUGGUGAGGACAGCAGGCCAGGAAUGAGAGGAGGGCAUCAAAUGGUCAUUGAUGUUCAGACAGAAACCGUUUAUUUGUUUGGCGGCUGGGACGGGACGCAAGAUCUGGCGGAUUUCUGGGCGUACAGCGUGAAGGAAAACCAGUGGACGUGUAUAUCCAGAGACACCGAAAAAGAGAACGGUCCAACGGCUCGGUCCUGUCACAAGAUGUGCAUCGACAUCCAGCGAAGGCAGAUCUACACCUUGGGGCGUUACCUGGAUUCCUCUGUGAGGAACAGCAAAUCCCUGAAAAGCGACUUCUACCGCUACGACAUCGACACGAACACCUGGAUGUUGCUGAGCGAAGACACGGCCGCUGACGGAGGCCCCAAGCUUGUGUUCGACCAUCAGAUGUGCAUGGAUUCAGAGAAACACAUGAUCUAUACCUUCGGGGGAAGGAUUUUGACCUGCAACGGCAGUGUGGACGACAGCCGGGCCAGUGAACCGCAAUUCAGCGGCCUCUUCGCUUUUGACUGUCAGUGCCGGAUAUGGAAACUCUUGCGAGAAGAUUCGUGUAAUGCUGGACCCGAAGACGUUCAAUCCAGAAUAGGACACUGCAUGUUAUUUCAUUCGAAAAACCGUUGCCUGUAUAUGUUCGGCGGACAAAGGUCGAAAACAUACUUGAACGAUUUUUUCAGUUACGACGUAGACAGCGACCACGUGGAUAUCAUCUCGGAUGGCACCAAAAAGGAUUCAGGGAUGGUUCCAAUGACCGGCUUCACUCAAAGAGCUACCAUUGAUCCGGAACUGAACGAGAUCCAUGUGCUGUCUGGACUGAGCAAAGACAAGGAAAAACGGGAAGAGAACGUUCGGAAUUCCUUCUGGAUUUACGACAUCGUCCGAAACAGCUGGUCCUGCGUCUACAAGAACGACCAAGCCGCCAAAGAGAACUCAAACAAGAGCCUUCAGGAAGAAGAACCCUGUCCCCGUUUUGCACACCAGCUUGUGUAUGAUGAAUUGCACAAGGUCCAUUAUUUGUUUGGUGGAAAUCCGGGGAAACCUUGCUCUCCAAAGAUGAGGCUGGAUGACUUCUGGUCCUUGAAACUCUGCCGACCGUCCAAGGAAUACUUGCUUCGGCAUUGCAAGUACUUGAUAAGGAAGCACAGGUUUGAAGAGAAAGCCCAGGCGGAUCCUCUAAGCGCCCUGAAGUAUUUGCAGAACGACUUGUUUGUCACAGUGGAUCACUCGGAUCCCGAGGAAACCAAGGAGUUCCAGCUGCUCGCUUCGGCACUUUUCAAAUCGGCUUCUGAUCUGAGCACAUUGGGUUUUUCGGACGUCGAUCACGUCUACGCCCAACGAACUCAGCUCUUUGACACCCUGGUGAAUUUCUUUCCGGACAACAUGACCCCUCCCAAGGGCAACCUGGUGGAGCUCAUCACCCUGUGACACGAGCCACGUUGUUUGCUGAGCCCGCGGAAGGAAGAGGAAUUUUUUCGAUAUUUUUAAUUUUGUGUGCGUGUGCGUGCGUGCGUGGGGCGCCUGAUUGGGGAACUUUCAGAAAUAGACGCAAGUGGCGUGGGGAGGGGCUUUAUGCAAAUGGAUAAUUAAAAAGGAAUCAGUAACGUUUCCGACAAGGCUUCGGGAUGGAUGGAUGACGGGCAGAUGGAUGGAUGUUCGUUCAUUUGCUCCGUUUCAUUCCUUCGUUCCUUCUCAUUCACUCGACGCUUUUGGAAGAUCGAUGAAUAUGGGCAUCCGGGGUGGGGGCGAGGUGGGUGGAGAUAAAUGGGUGAGGGUUUUUUCUGAGUUGACGGACGUUAUCCUGGGUGAAAACUCAGGGCUUUUGAGGAUGGGGGGGGGGGGGUGUUUUUCUUUUUUUUUAAUUCGAUUGGUUCACAGCAGUUUUAUUCCCCUGGCUGGUUUUUGCCGAUUCGAGCUUGCUUUUCAGCCUGCUAACCCCUCUGCAGCUGAUGCAAGCAUCCUUAGAGUGGGGGGGGCGAGUGGGAGGGCGG